Messenger RNA from Harmonia axyridis, 845 nucleotides. RefSeq lists its product as uncharacterized. The transcript has 3 exons. Lineage: Eukaryota; Metazoa; Arthropoda; Insecta; Coleoptera; Coccinellidae. The record is from RefSeq and is a predicted model, not a curated record. Bases 26 to 448 code for a protein of 140 amino acids.
UAACGAAUCCGAUUCAUUCAGAGUGAUGCAUGUUAAUGUUCAAUCCAUAUGCAACAAAAUAGUCAACUUGGAGUUGCUCCUUGCGGAAGAGCGUCCAUCAAUUGUUAGUAUUGUCGAGCAUUGGUGCAGCGCCGAAAAAUUAAGUUCCUACUGUAUAUAUGGUUAUGUACAAGCAGCGUCAUACUGCCGCCUCAAUUAUGGACAUGGUGGUACUGUUCUUCUUGUUAGAGCUGACCUAUUGGUUUGCACCACAUCUGCCCUUUCGAUGAACACUUUUUUCUUUUAUCCAGUCCUGAGAGAAGAGAUAAUUCAAAUUGUGAAGACUUUAAAAAACAAGAAAAGUACAGGAAUUGACCAGGUAUCUGUUGGCAUAUUGAAGGCGAUGGUUGAUGUUGUUGCCAAACCUUUGGCUGAUCUUAUAAACUUAUCUGUCAACACAGAUGUUUAACCUAUAUCAAGGAACAUGAACACUUAAUGGUAACAUUAUCCAGUUUUCAUGGUUACUCUACCAGAAAUAAUGCUACUUUGUACAUUCCAUCACAUACAACAGCCAAAUAUGAAACUUCCCCAGCAUAUCAGGCCAUAACAUUAUUCAAUCAUCUGCCUAAUACUGUUAAGUUGCUCAAUAAAAUAAAAUUUACAAAAACUAUCAAAUGUAUUUUACAUAACAAAUGUUAUUAUAGUGUUAAGGAGUAUCUGGAUGACAAGUGUGUUGUCACAGCUUAAUUAAGUUUUUUGUUUGUAGAAUUAGUUUCAGAAAUUUCAUUUUUCUUUUUUUCCAAUUGACUUAUCCUAUGCAUUUUGUAUGUCUUAAGGGAUCAAUAAAUAUAUUAUUAUUAUUAUUA